AUGUCCGUCAAUUGGGUUCUCCUGUCUCCUACCGCAUCCAAGACACCAUACACGCCGCUACCUUCGGAAACCACAGUCCUCACUUCACCACCACGAAUAUCGCUGUCCAUCAGCAUUCCCUCGCACUAUCCCGCCAAACAACAACAACCAUACUCCCUUACCCAUCCGUCUGGAACGGUAUAUCUCACAAAUCGGCGCAUCAUCUACCUCCCGGACAAACCUUCCGCGACUGUGCAGUCUUUCGCCGCGCCAAUCCUCAACCUCCACGAUUCGCACGUAACAGCUCCAUUCUUCGGACCAAAUGCCUGGAUAGCACUCCUCCAGCCUGUCCAAGGCGGCGGGAUUCCAACGCCUAGUGGCGGAGUGGUGGAGUUGAAGUUGACAUUCAAAGAGGGAGGAGCAUUUGACUUCCACACGGCGUAUGAGAGGGUGAGGGAAAGGUUAUUGCAGGCUGUGGAGGUCGCGGGAAUGGAUGGGGAUCAAGCGAGCGGAGCGAAUUCGAAUGUUCAUGUCGCAGGUAUGGAGGAUCUGCCUGUCUACUCGGAGGUCAGUGAUCAGCCACUCGUCAGUCCCGUGGCAAGACCAUUGGAGGUGCCUCUUCACACAGAAGCUCCAAGUGAACCACCUCCGGCGUAUGAGGCACCGGAGACGGAUGAGUUGCAGGGCGAGGUAGAAAGACGGCUUGGGGAGGAGGAGAGGGAGGUCUGGGGGGGAGAGAGUUCAACGACGAGGGCACCAUGA
Ramularia collo-cygni is the source of this 741-nucleotide messenger RNA. RefSeq lists its product as uncharacterized. The record is from RefSeq and is a predicted model, not a curated record. The transcript has 2 exons. Gene Ontology annotation, molecular function: transcription coactivator activity; chromatin DNA binding. Gene Ontology annotation, cellular component: nucleus. The coding region runs from base 1 to 741 and encodes 246 amino acids. Gene Ontology annotation, biological process: positive regulation of DNA-templated transcription. NCBI's taxonomy places the organism in Eukaryota, Fungi, Ascomycota, Dothideomycetes, Mycosphaerellales, Mycosphaerellaceae.